Molecule: messenger RNA, 1366 nt
Organism: Cajanus cajan (pigeon pea)
Lineage: Eukaryota; Viridiplantae; Streptophyta; Magnoliopsida; Fabales; Fabaceae
Source: RefSeq, a predicted model, not a curated record
UAAUUUAACCGUUGCAGUGGGCUGCCUUACCAUCAUAUCUCACUCAUUCAAUUCCUCCCAUCCUCUCACCAAAUGAAGAUCCAGUGCGACGUCUGUACCAAACACCACGCCACCUUCUUCUGCUCCGCCGACGAAGCCGCCCUCUGCGACGCCUGUGACCACCGCGUCCACCACGCCAACACCCUCGCCUCCAAACACCAACGCUUCUCUCUCACCUACCCCUCCACCAACCAUCAUCUUCCUCUCUGCGAUGUGUGUCAGGAGAGAAGAGGCUUCGUGUUUUGUCAAGAAGACAGAGCCAUUCUGUGCAGAGAGUGCGACGUUCCCAUUCAUUCCGCUAACGAACUCACUAAGAACCAUAACAGGUUUCUUCUCACUGGGAUCAAGUUCACUGCCACUGCCACUGCCACUGCCAUGCCUUAUUCACAAUCACCACCCAACAAAAACCAUUCUGCCGAAACAAAUGAACAAGUUGGUAGCAGCAUAUCAGAGUACUUGAUCAACACUAUCCCCGGCAUGAAGUUCGAGGAUUUCCUAGAUUCACAUACGCUUCCCUUUCCUUACUCCAACAAUGGUGAUGACAUGUUUGGGAAGGGAAACAUGGUUUCUUUCUCAUGUGGUGGGAUGUGGGUUCCUGAAGAGCAGAAUGGGAUGGCAAAGGAUGGAUUUGGCAACAGUUUCGGUUUGGGGGAUGAUAAUUUCAUUGUUCCACAAUUGAAUCCUCCUCCUCCUCCUAACAAUGUGUACAAGAGAUCCAGGCUUCAAUGGUAAAACAGACACAACUAUUCAUGUCACUUCAAUUUCACUCUCCUCUUCUUUUAUAUAUAUUGUUGUUUUCAAUUUUUGUUUGUUUGCUUUUGUCCCUCACCCUUCUGAACUACUCUGCCAGCUACUUCCCUCUUGUUUUCUCCCUUAAUUUGUGUAUCACUUCUAAAUUGUAAAUAUGUGUACGUUUUGAGAGCUCUUUGGAUUCAGAUUAAUUGUUUUUGCUACAGUUUUACGUAAUUUGUGUCAAACUUGAACUGGGCUAGCUAGCACUAGUUGCCGCCAAGGAUCAUGUGAGAAAAUCAACGGCUGACUAAACUCUCAUAAUGACUUAUUAUGAACCUUGAUGAAAUCUCAAAUAUAUGCCAAAUUCAGCCCGAAUAGGAAUAUAAGUUUGACCAUGAUUACGAUCCCAAGAUUCCCCGCCUGACUUUACAGAUUUACAUAGCACAAAUGAAUGGACAACAGAGGUAGCUGAUAUCUUCACCAAUUUGAUCUUUCGAGCUGGGUUAGCUUUGUCCUGAUCCCAUAUUUAGGAGUAUAACAUGAACCAAAUAUUUAUGUAUUGUUUUGUUUAAUAAUGAUUGAAAUUUGAACUCAA